ACUCCAUCACCCUCACUCUGCUUUCUGACUCCACUACAGACAACAUGAGGACUUCUCUGUGUCUCCUGACCACUCUUCUCCUCUGCUAUCACCAUGCCACUCAUGGAGCUUCUCUUCAAGCACAGAAGGGACCCAAUUGUAGAACCCGACCCACCGACAUACUGUUCAUCAUAGACAGCUCACGUAGCGUUCGCCCUUCUGAAUUCGAGCAAGCCAAGGUCUUCCUGUCCCAGGUCAUCGAGUCGCUGGAUGUUGGAGCCAAUGCGACCAGAGUGGGGUUGGUAAACUAUGCCAGCACAGUGAAAAAUGAAUUUUCUCUCAAAACACACAAAGCAAAGCCAGCACUUCUUCAAGCUGUGAAAAAAGUCCAGCCACUCUCAACUGGCACAAUGACAGGCCUUGCUAUUCAAUAUGCUAUGAACAAUGCCUUCACAGAGUCUGAGGGGGCCAGAAUAAAGUCUCCUGGCAUCAAUAAGGUUGCAAUCGUUGUUACUGAUGGCCGACCCCAGGACACUGUGAAAGAUAUCUCUGCACGGGCAAGGGAAAGCGGAUUAGAAAUAUAUGCUAUUGGAGUAGGACGUGUGGAUAAGAACACCUUGCGUCAGAUUGCCAGCGAACCACUAGAUGAACAUGUUGACUAUGUGGAAAGUUACAGUUUGAUUGAGAAACUUAGCAAGAAAUUUCAGGAAGCAUUCUGUGUAACGGCUGACCUAUGUUCUACUGGAGAUCAUGACUGCGAACAAAUUUGUGUCAGCACCCCAGGUUCCUACACUUGUGCCUGCAGGGAUGGUUUCACCCUAAAUGAAGAUGGCAAGACUUGCAAUGCCUGUGGAGCCUCUGCUGUUGACUUGGUUUUCCUUAUUGAUGGCUCUAAGAGUGUACGGCCUGAGAACUUUGAACUCGUCAAGCAGUUCAUCAACCAGAUUGUGGAUUCUAUGGAUGUAGGCGAAAGGAGGGCUCAUGUGGGCUUAGUGCAAUAUUCCAGCUCAGUUAGACAAGAGUUCCCCCUGGGCAGGUAUAGUUCUAAAAAAGACAUUAAAUCUGCAGUAAAGAAAAUGUCCUACAUGGAAAAGGGCACCAUGACAGGUCAGGCCCUGCAGUAUCUUGUCGACAACAGCUUUGCCAUCUCCAGUGGAGGUAGACCAGCUGUACCCAAAGUUGGCAUUGUCUUUACUGAUGGGCGAUCUCAGGAUUACAUCAAUGAUGCUGCUGCCAGAGCUAAGGAGCUGGGUUACAAGAUGUUCGCUGUUGGCGUUGGAAAUGCUGUGGAAGAAGAGCUCAGAAUGAUUGCUUCUGAACCUCAGGCAGAGCAUUCCUUCUACACAGCGGAUUUCAAGGCAAUGAAGGAGAUUGGCAAGAAGCUUCAGAUGAAGAUAUGUGUGGAAGAAAACCCAUGUGAGUGCGAGUCUAUAGUCAAAUUCCAGACUAAGGUUGAAGAUCUCAUCCAGCAGCUUACAAAAAAGAUUGAAGCAGUAUCUAAGAAACUUGCUGCUUUAGAGAACAAAAUCACAGUGUAAGCCUACCAUGCAAUGUAGAAAUCUGCAGGACCUACAUGCAUCUUCUCUACUCGCCUCCAUCUUUAUCUUCAUUUUAUUUUGAGACGAUACCAGCAAGUAAACGGUCCCUUUGGGCUACAUAAGAAGUGCCUUCAGCAUUAAAAUUCUACCACGUGGUGAAUGUAACGUGUGAGAGACUUUCUGCUUCCAGCUAUAUAUUGUCCCUAUUGGUGAAAUGACAUACUGCACCCUUUAAAAUUAGCAUGCUAAUUAGUGUGCAGAAACACAUAUACUUUUAGAAAUAUAAACACCAUUC
Molecule: messenger RNA, 1812 nt
Organism: Xenopus laevis (African clawed frog)
Lineage: Eukaryota; Metazoa; Chordata; Amphibia; Anura; Pipidae
Gene: matn1.L
Product: matrilin 1 L homeolog
Cellular component (GO): extracellular region; non-collagenous component of basement membrane; matrilin complex
Molecular function (GO): calcium ion binding
Source: RefSeq, marked provisional